This is a messenger RNA of Lonchura striata (white-rumped munia), 1083 nucleotides long. It is a transcript of the gene BOLA1, whose product is annotated as bolA family member 1. Gene Ontology annotation, cellular component: mitochondrion. The record is from RefSeq and is a predicted model, not a curated record. Lineage: Eukaryota; Metazoa; Chordata; Aves; Passeriformes; Estrildidae.
GCCGGGGCGCGGUCACGUGGCGGCGGCGGGAGCGGAGCGGGCGCCCUUCUCCAAUGCGGGGUCCCCUCCUGGCGGGGGCCAUGGGGGGUCCCCUGGCCCGCACCAUCCGUGCCAAGCUGACGGCGGCCCUGCAGCCCACCCACCUGGAAGUUCGGGACGACUCCCCCCUCCACGGGGGUCCCCCCGGAGCUGAGACUCAUUUCGGGGUGCUGGUGGUGAGCGGGCGCUUCGCGGGGCUGCCGCCGCUGCAGCGGCACCGCCUGGUGCACGAGGCGCUGCGGGCCGAGCUGGCCGGGCCCCUGCACGCCCUGCAGGUGGUCGCCCGCACCCCCGAGCAGUGGCAGAGCGACCCCCAGAACCCCCCCGCGCCCCCUUGCCUGGGCGGGUCCAAGCGGGAGAAGCGCCGCGGGGCCCGGGAGGAGGAAGAGGAGGAGGUGGGGAAGAAGUGAUGGCGCUGGGAGACGCCCAGGAACAGCGUGGGGCUGCCGGGACCCCCCCCAGAACAACGUGGGGCUGCCGGGACCCCCCCAGGAACAGCGUGGAGCUGCAAGGACCCCCCCCAAGAACAACGUGGGGCUGCAAGGACCCCCCCAAGAACAACAUGGAGCUGCCAGGACCCCCCCAGAAACAGUGUGGAGUUCCUGGGACCCCCCCAAGAACAGCAUGGGGCUCCUGGGACCCCCUCAGCAACAACGUGGGGCUCCCAAGACCCCCUCCAGGAACAAGAUGGGAUUCUUGGGAACCCCAAGAAACAGCGUGGGGCUGCCAGGAACAGUGUGGGGUUCCUGGGACCCCCCCAAGAACAACAUGGGGCUCCUGGGACCCCCUCAGCAACAACGUGGGGCUCCCAAGACCCCCUCCAGGAACAAGAUGGGAUUCUUGGGAACCCCAAGAAACAGCAUGGGGCUGCCAGGACCCCCCCAGGAACAGUGUGGAGUUCCUGGAACCCCCUCCCCAAGAACAGCAUGGGGCUCUUGGGACCCCUACCCCAUAGCAACCCCACCCUGGGGGGGGAUUUUUGGGGUGUCCCUCCCAUUGAAUUAAUUUAAAUAAUUUAAAUAAAUGUGUUCUGUGGGCAGCAGA